Molecule: messenger RNA, 10321 nt
Organism: Melanotaenia boesemani (Boeseman's rainbowfish)
Lineage: Eukaryota; Metazoa; Chordata; Actinopteri; Atheriniformes; Melanotaeniidae
Gene: iglon5
Product: IgLON family member 5
Exons: 8
Coding region: 539-1534 (331 amino acids)
Cellular component (GO): neuron projection
Source: RefSeq, a predicted model, not a curated record
GCGCCGAGUGCGGAGCGAAGAGACGCGCUGCAUACCAACAGUGGCAUACGGACACGGACCAGACUCAUUUUGGGUCAGGACGCACGGACCCUCCCCCUCGCCCCAUCCCCUUCUUAGCCCAAAAACUGACUUAUCAUUCGGUUAUUGGACGGCUUUUUUUUUCUUUACAUCUUUGCUUCUCAUGCGUUUUCUGAACAAAUCUCUCUGCAUAGAGAUAAAACUAAGUGUCUGGAAUAUUAGUUCACCCUGCUCCAAUCUUUUUCAGAUUUAGAGAGUCUACACUGGGUAGAUAAACAGCCCUGUCAGUCUCUCUCUGGCGGGAGUCAUCCGAAAAGUCAAGUGUGAUGUUUUCGACAACUCACAUGUAGAAUCGCUGGACUAACGCUGCUGACAUACAUCCACUGGGUUGUUUUUAUAAAUAGAUCCCCCUCGGCGGUUCCCUAAGGUUGGAAUAUCGUGGCAUUUGGCUUGGUAAGAAGAAGAAGAAGAAGAAGAAAAAAAAAAGAGCAAGCAGCAGUAAAUCAAUCAGAACUCCAUCAUGGGCUACCCUCUCUUGCGGAACGCAUUUGCUGGUUUGAUCCUGGUUCUGCUGUCAAAGGGGUCCAGUGUGCACGGAGCAGAAUUCGGACACCUGCCGGACAACAUUACAGUUUUGGAAGGCCAAAGUGUCACUUUGAGAUGUCGGAUCGACGAGGAGGUGACCCACAAAGCCUGGCUGAACCGCUCCAAUAUCCUUUUCACAGGGACAGAUAAAUGGUCGCUGGACAAGCGUGUGACGCUGGUCAACAGCAACAACAGUGAUUUCUCCAUUCACAUCGACAAAGUGCAAGUAACAGACGAGGGACCCUACACCUGCACCUUCCAGGCCAAUAACAAGCCUCGCAUCGCUAAUGUCUACCUCAUCGUCCAAGUGCCGGCAAGAAUCGUCAAUAUCUCGAAAAAUGUGUCGGUAAACGAGGGAGAGAAUGUAAACCUUUAUUGUCUGGCAGUCGGUCGACCUGAACCUACUGUCACCUGGAAGGACCAGAAAUAUGGGCUGGUGAGUGAAGGGGAGUUCCUAGACAUUACAGAGAUCAAGAGGCAGCAGGCCGAGGACUAUGAAUGCAUCACUAACAACGGUGUAGCUCCACCUGACCAGCGCAAGGUCAAAGUCACAGUGAACUAUUCUCCCAUGAUCACAGACAUGAAAAACAUGCCAGCCCAUUUGGGGAAGACAGCCAUCUUGCGUUGUGAAGCAAUGGCGGUCCCACCAGCCUCCUUUGAGUGGUACAGAGAUGACCACCGGCCGGUAGAGAAUGACAACACCUUGAGGAUCAAAAACGAGAAAACUCGCUCGCUGUUGUUGUUCACCAAUGUGACGGAGAAGCACUUUGGCAACUAUACUUGCUUUGCCUCGAACCGUCUGGGUGUUUCCAACGUCAGCAUGCUGCUGUUUCGACCGGGUGCCCUUCAGGGGCGAGGGGCUGGUUUACAUGCAGGAAUGAGCAUUUGUGCAUGGGUUUCCCUCUCUGCUGUUCUUCUGCUAAAGGUGUAAUGAUCGUGCUUCGUUUGGAAUCGUCCUUAAACAUCCCUGAGAGUCCGACUUCUCCUUUCGUUCCCUCUCUGCCCCACUACAGAAGGAAAAAGGAAAUUAAAUUCUUUAAUUAUGAACCCAUCACUGUGAACUGAAAGAAUAUGCAUUAUUCCUGGAGCCAUUGAAUCAUUGCAUCAAACACAUGACUCCCUAGCCCCUCUCCAAAACCUUUGCACCCUCAAUUAAAUUUUGAGGUCAGUCAUUGUUGAUAUCCUUUUUUCUAUUUCUCCCUUACAAAUUGUCUUUUUUUGUUUUUUGUUUUAUUAAAAUUUUUUUGUUUCAUGUUUCCCAGAUUGCCUUGCAGAUUUGUCUGACUUGGUACUCCCCCCCCCCCUUCACCUUGUUUCCUCAUUAUUACCACUGGGCUUAUGCUAACAGAGAGUGUAUAUUAAUGAUGAUUGUGUUGGUGAUCAAUGAGAAAAUAGAUAAUCUAACAACUGAAUGGUCAUUUAUGUAAGAUACUACACCGACUAUUGAGUGACCUACAGUGUUUGCCUUAUGGAAAUUAUACAUGAAAUCACAAUAUUUUGUGGGUAUUUAUGAAUAGUGAUAAUGUGGUACAGGCGAUCAUGUGACCUGUUGAAAAUAGUCCAUCUGGUGGGCAUGUGAAGUGUCACCCUUUGAUCACACACACACCAACUGACACACAUGUAUGGCUUUUUUAGUUUAACUGUGUAGCAGUGAACCUGCUAUGAAUGAUGUCAAAAUGUAUAAAAAGAAAAAACAAAACAGGUGGGUGGUGAUGGCGUCGAUCUUAUCUACCACUGUAUGUAAUUUUGGGGGAGUUUAUACUAAGGUGUCGCAUGUAGACUCCCUCACUACCCGAGCCUUUUUAGCCCCCUCUGUUCAAAGUGCUCUGUCUAGUCCCCCUUUGCAUUGCUGUAGUGUUCUCAGCUGUGUCACACCCCUACCCCGCUCCCCGUGCUCUUCUUCCCCCAGUGUAAAUAUAUGCAGUUCAGAGGCCACGGCGGUGACUUCAAGUUGCUUCACGCCGAACAACAUCCCCACAAAGCCUCCACUACGCUCCAGCCUUCUGAAGCAGGAAGAGACUGUCCACUGACAACAACAUCUUCUGUUUCAAAGCUGCAGCUCCAUCCUCUUUGUCGCUUGUUGAUAGCAUGUACUGGUUAGAGAUGUUCCUAUUGUGAGUCCAUACACUCCCUCCUUCCCUCACUCCCUGCACUGUGUCUGUUUGACUCUGCAAGAUUACCUGCUUUUACUUUUUUGGUGUUAAUAAUACUACUGAUGAUGAUGAUGAUGUUAAUAAGUAUUUGAAUAACUAUGAAUAGUAAUUACAUGUGAGAAAAAAAAAUGAACAAAAUCCUGAUGGUAAAGAGACGUACGUGGGAAAAAUAGUUUUUUUGUACUUUACUCACACAUUGAACAACUUCAAUGAAAAAAUAACAAAAAACAAAAAAUGGUGUAAAGUUUUCGAAGUGAUGUGCUCUAUUUUGCCAUGACAAGCUUUUUAAAAACAUAUUUGAAACUCUUUGAGGGAUCAUUUCAUUUGAGUCCAGAAGCGGUGACUGGUGAUGUAAUUUAUCAUUUACAACAGUUUAUGUAUUUGACUGUCUUUGUCACGCUGUUAACUGCGUCAAACACACAUUUACAGCACAUUUGUCCACUUGUCACAGUGCAUCCUCUCCAACCAGCUAGAUAAAUGAUUUGGAUCCAUGUUAGUUUCUGGUCGUGUCUGUGAGUCGGUUCUUGUUCGGCCGGACCACGGGGAGAUAAAGAUGUAAUUAGCCAUUACCUGCGGUUGGCUAAGUGAUGGAGCCCAGGCUCCACCUGUCCUUCCCACCGCUCAGUUAUGCCCCCCAUAAAUCAAGCUCAAUCCUACCACUGACAGGAAUCCUCUUCAAGGACAACCUCGCCUCGGUGCGGCAGUACUCCCUCCAGUGCGUACCUGUGACAUGCAGGCACGGGCACUACAAAACCUCCCAUGGCACAAUUAUUCAGCCACUUCUUCUCCACAGCACAAACAGAGGGAGGAAAGCCUGUAUUUCAACACCUCCUCUAGAACACUGUCCCACUCAGAUGCAGCGACUAUAUGCAAACAUGCCAUAACAAGCCUGCAUGGAGGGAUGAGUACACCCCGACUGAACCAUGUCUACUUCGACCUGAAAGGGAAUAAAUGUCUGAAUGUGUUGUAUUCUUUUGAAUUUUGUUUCAAACCAGCAAUAACCCCUCAUUUUACUGUGCAAGAGAUAUCAGUCAUGGUUAAUGCUGUGGUGUAAUAUCUGAAAUUAUCUGCCAUUAACAAGCUCAUAUCAAAUAAGCCUGUUGUAUUCUUCUUGUGCACAGACCACUGAAAUGAUGGUGAUGCUCUGUUAAAAUGGCUCUUUGUACUACAAUACAUGUUGUAUCAAAGAAGUCUAGCUUUCUGGAAUGAAUUUGGAUGAUCUGUGUGACAAAACUCCCAUGAUGCAUGAACCUUGUUUGUUCCCAAAACAGCAAUGGAUGCCAUAUGAAGCACAAGAGCAGGUCGUUUGGUCUGUGCUAUUGUUUUUCUUUUGUCUCCAAUCACAUUUCCAUCCUUUCAAUAUCUCUAUCAUUCCUGUAUUUUCUUUUUCUUUGUCACUCAAAAACUGCUUGUUCCAUGUCAACAUCCCACUGGAUUUAUCAGUGGCAUAUAACAUCUGUAUGUACAUAAUAUGUCCUUGAUGAAGUUAAAAAAAAUAUAAAAAAAAAAAAACAAAUGAAGGAAAGAAAGUAACAUACUGUCAUGUUUGUUAGUGUGGGUUAGAAAAUAGCAUGUCAGUAUAAUUGUGUAUGGGUGGAUUUUGAAAAAAAAAUUAAUUUGUUGUGUUCAGGUUUUCCAGUAAAAAGUCUGAAGGGAGAGGAACUUGAGCAAUUUAACCUGAAAAGGUGGAGUGGUUUUAGCAGAAUGUGAGCAUUUGUACCAACUAUGUGUAUUUUAAUAUAACAUUUUUUCAGAGGUAGUUAUGCAGGUAGAGUACUGUGCAAGUUUAAAGAUCCGGUAAAAGAGAAACGUAAAGUUUCUUUUAAAAUGCAGUUCUCCUGAGAACACUGGUGCACAUUAUCUUGGCAUUUAGCCUCUGUCAAUGCUAAUUCUAAGGUUAAGGAGGCGACAGCAUUCCUUGCAUGACUCUCUGUUCUCCUUGUUGCUAAUGUUACUACUUAACAACUUUUACGGCAGCUGCAAUUAUGUUUUGAUAAAACAAUCUAAACAGCUAAAGUAAGAGCCUUUGCACAGUGCUGUAUAUGAGUCACACUUGUGGUACAACAGAAAGACUACAGAGUGUCGGCAAGAAGGCAACAGCUACCCCCGGGUGUACAAUUUUAGGGUAGAUGAGGUUCCUGCUGAGAGAGCGCCUGGUCCAACGAGCCUGUGGGAGGAUACCCUGACAAUACAAAUCCAAAAUCUGAAAGCCAGAGGGAGAUGGGAUGACACUAACCAGACAUUGAACUCUCCACUUAGAGGAAAAAGACAGACAGGCGCUCAUAUUGCAUUUCCAAACUUGAGCACUGUGGUCUUCCCUAAGGGAAGGUGUUGCACACACUAUUUAUGUCUUCACCAUGUAAUGUGAAUAUCAUUAACAUAGCCUUCAUCACAAACACAGGCUGGCCUAUUUCAAGUGUGUAAAUAACACCCCAAUUGGGGUUCAAUGAGUUUACAAUGAUAUAAACAAGAUGAUUCCUAAUUGCAUGCGGUGCACCCUGAUGAGAAAGUGUUGAUUGGCUCCUGUAGCUAAAGGUUAUGAUGAUCUGUUUACAGAAUUUUUGUUAGCAACAUGCCAUGAGAUUUGUUUAGAGUUCACGGAUUUAAUGCCAGCAAAUGUAUAGUAUUGCACUUAAAUGGCUGCACUUUCCUUAGUUUUGUAUUUUGGUAAGAUUAGGAUAAGAAGUCUUAAAUUAUUAGUUGCAUUUUCAUAUCACUUUCUGUUAAUAUAUCUUUUGUGAUAUUAAAUGUUUUAAGAUCAGGGAGAGGACAGUUCUUGUACCAAGAAGUGUCAUUUAGUUGAGCUCUUUCGGGUGCAAGGAAAGGUACUAAACUGAAGAGCUGCAGUAAAAGAGUCCAGUUAUUAAUUUUGCUUUAACAUAAAGAUUUUAGAAAAGCAAAUUAACAAUAAGCUCAUUCAGAUAAGGUGUGAAUGUAUUUCUUUGUUUGUUUGAUGUCAGUAGGCUCAAACUGUAAUCUUUCUUACAACACCUUCCCUGCUUAGAACAGGAAGGGACAGACUUUCAAUUCAGAAGGCAAUGGUUAAUCAAUACAUUCGACUGAAUGGCUUUGGAAUAGAGCAAUUUCUCCCCAGCCUCAGAAUCUGGAUUGAUCAGGUGUCUAUGAAGCAGCCUUAGAACAGAGAGCAUAAUUCAUCAUGCCUGAUACAAGACACUCCUAAUUGCACAUUGAUUUUAAGCCCUUCUCUGCAACUAUUUGGGCAAGCUGUAAUGUCAGCUCAGUAAACUAUGUGUUCAGAGCCAUGACUCAGAUCCAGGGAAUGAAGAAUUAAUCAUUUGUCUUUUCAAGUCGAUCCAGGCUGGUAUUUGUUGUUUGUUUUGCAACUAAAUACACUGUUAAAAGUGUUAAAAUUGCAUGUGCAAUUUAGUGGGUGUAAUAUUUUCAAUAAUAUAUCAGUAAAGACGGAUUUAACUUGGAGACUAAGCAGUUGCCAGUGUCAUAGCUAUUGUUAAAGGGGCUUAUAUCCUGGCAUAUAUAAGCAUAAAGGGUACGUGCGCCGCACAAUAAUAUUAAAUUGUACGUAACAGAUUAAGUUUUAUUUAUGAGAAAUUGCAGAUGUUUCACCACCAGAGUCAGUAUACCAAAAGGAUAUGAUACACUAGAGUGACAAUUACAUAUGUGAUUAUUAUUAUUCCAAAUCCCCUGCUCAUGUCCUUUAUUGCAAAGCAUGCCUAAUUCCCAUAUAUUAUCCUAAUUAUCCAUUGUUUACCAACUAUCUACAGGCUCAUUUAGCUCUCAUGGGCAAAGUCAGUGUUGCAAACGUAUUAAGUUCCAGUGCUGAUUCAUUACCAAAGCUAAUGUAUGCAUUGGUUUACAGCAUGCUAAACAGCAUUAUGAUGAGGCAGAUCUUCAUGACAUUAGCACUGAAUCAUAGAUAGAUAGAUAGAUAGAUAGAUAGAUAGAUAGAUAGAUAGAUAGAUAGAUAGAUAGAUAGAUAGAUAGAUAGAUAGAUAGAUAGAUAGAUAGAUAGAUAGAUAGAUAGAUAGAUAGACAAAACCUCAGCUUGCUUCAAAGAUGUUGGCCCACAGAACCGCAGGUCUCAACCUUUUAUUCACUGCAGCCACAGAUGGUGUCCUGUCAAUCAAAUACCCCUCUAAGAACAGGAGCGUCUGCCUAAUUAACAGCUUGCUGCACUCCACCAGCUGAGCAACAGCAACAUUCACACAGACCCGGCAACACAAAGGACACAUCUCGCCCACCAUGUCUCCCCUAGUCAUUAAGUCGCCCACCGAUCACAUCUCCAACAUAGAAAAAGCCCAUUACUUGGCCUCUGUGAAUUACUAUCCCACGCUUAGCAUUUUCCUUGUCAAUCAACCGAUGAAUAAAUAUUGGUUGUGGUGCUGAGAACUGACAGGGAAAAAGUUGGAUGUCUUUCACAAGUGACAGCCUCAACUGGUGUUUUUGUGCUGAUUAAUAUUGUAGUCAUGAGACAGAAGGGAUGCCAGACUGAGGUGAAGUCGCAGAUGCAGCAGUGUUGUGUAAGCUGCACUGGAAGCUGGGAUACGUGACAGGAUAUGUUAUAGGGACUGGUCAGAGGCUGCGUGCUGCAGGAGGAAAAAUAGCUGCUGGGUGCAGAAAUGGAAAAUGUCUCAUUUGGAAACUAAUACCAGACUUUACUAAAAGAGAUUCACAGUGUACAAUUGCAGGAAUGAGCUGACUUUGGUUAAUGUUGAAUGUGGAGCCCAUCUCUCUCUCUCUUCUUACUCUUUUUCUGCUUUUUCUCUCUCUGAACACACACACACACACUUAUUCUUCUUUGGAAUUGCCAUCUUCCGUUUCUUUUUGUAGAUAAUCUGUAAAAAUGCUCUCCAACCCCUUAGUGCUGCAGGUCUGUUCACUCUGCUGUCGUUAUUAUAAAUAGUGUGUGUGUGAAUAUGAUUGUGGGUACUCCAGUGUGCAUUACGCUCAACCAUGAGCAGUUCAAGGAGCCUCAAGUGUAAGCAGUAAGUGUGCAUCUGUGUGUUUAUAUGUGUAUUCUCUGAUUUUCCACAGGGCAGGUUGUGUGGUUCAUUCGUAACACACAGCUGGAUUACAGGCAUUUAUUAUAGACAUUUAUAUAUGUCUUGAGAUUUUAUCAAUGUAACCACAGAAAACAGAAUAAAAGCAAGAAAGCAUUUGUCUUCCACCAUGACAGAUGUUCUGUGCGGUCAACUGAUGAUUGUACUUCCUUUAAUACAUUUAGUUGCUGAAUUUGUUUUUCUUUGUAUUUUUUAUUUUUAUUUAAUUUCAUUUCAGUGUUGUCCUUUUUUUUCAAAAUCCAUGAAGUGGAGUUAAACUGAUAUCAAGUGGAGGGAGUCAAAAAAAUAAAACUGUUUUGUUUUUAACAGAACUUAUUGUGUGUGGUUUGUUGCUGAAAGCACAGCUGUGGCGAGAAAAGAGUUGAGGUCAGGUGAUUGGUUCCCCUUUGUUUUGGUUCCUGCUGAGUAAAUAGCCCGAGCGUUUGUUGUUUGCACAUUUGUCUGUUUUUUUCCAUAAUAUUUACCAUAAUGUCUGCUAUAUCUGUCAAAUGGAGGGUUUUGCUGUCAUGAGGACUUUCCUCUUCUUGUCAGAGCCAAACAUCUGUGUCUUCUCAUCUUUAAAGUUAAACACACCUGCACAUAAUUAGUCAUAAAUGAUCAAAUUCGUUCAAACUGUCUUUGGGAGCAAAUAUUAUCCAAUUAAUUAUGAAUACACAAUUUAAACAGUAAUGAUGUUGUCAAAAUCUGUCUAGAUAGGGAACUCUUCUAAAAUUAUUAAAUAAAAAUCUCACAUGAACGAUCAUGUUAAUAACAGCUCUGCUGAUAACUGGACAAAGUUACAAAAAAGGAUGAAAAAACUUAUAAAUAGGAGCAGUAUUAAUGUUGGAUAAAUAGUCAGUAUAGAGUUUGAAUUAGCUCAUGGUACUUAAGUACUGCUAGAGGGUAGAUGCAGUGAAUGUAUUUAUCCAUCCAUCCAUCAAUCCUCUACUGGCAGCUGAGAGCAUUUUAUUGUUAUUUAACUCUGUAUCUACUUUUUCUUCCAGUGUGUUAUUCUACAGUCAAUCAUGGUAUAGCUGAUAUCUUUAAGCAGCUUACCAGCAUAUGCUAUUAUCCAGAUUUUAUUUAAAGUAGGGUAGUAAAAUAUUCUGCUUUGAUUUUAUUUAAAAUACCCACAACUACUAAUCUUAAAACUGUACAAAGCUAAGAUCGACGUAGGUAGUGAGAGUUAAAUUUUAUGUCAAAUUAUUUGCCAUGAUAAAACUCAAGGCUGUACAAUGACUUUGUUCAUCAUUCUGUGAAUAAGGCUCCUCACAUACUGUAUAUAUGCUAGAUGCAGCUAUCACUUUGGCUAGUACUGUAUGUCACCAUGUUGUAGUUGCUAACAGAUCCCUCCUGCACUACAUGACAUGAAUGGAUUCAGAUGACCCCACCAGUUUCCAUUAUAGCCCUGACACCACACAGAAGCUGGUGUUCUACAGAUUCGUAGAAAUACCCAGCCAUACCAUUGAAUUUGAUCAAUAAGUAUCUUGUAACAAAUAAAAAACAUCUUGUAGACAUGUUGACAAAGUCAAACACCUGACUUUUAGGCUUUAAAAUUCUAACACCGAAGUUAAAUCUACCCUAAAUCAAGUUUGCUCAGUAAAUCCAUUUCCACCUCUAAAACUGGCAAAGAAACCACUGAACACAUGGAUGUAAAAGAUAAUGUCUGUGAGUGUGGGUGGUGUAUGUUGUUAGUGUGUGAAAUGUAAAAUGUGUUUGUAAUAAUGCAAUGUUUUCCACAUCAUAUUAUGAAAUGUCUGUCUCACAGUAUCACUAAACAUUACAAAUGGGUCACAACUGUUCCUGUUUUUUUUUUUGUUUUUUGUUUUUUUUUUAGUUAUUAGACCUGUAAGAACCAAAGUAAUGUCCCUUUAAAUAACUGCAAUUAUAGUGUCUCUUAGAGUGACACUUCUCAUUUCCAUUAAGCAAAUGAAAUUUCUUUCAAUUAAAUUUGUAAACAGAGGACUUUUUCAUCAAGUUCAAACUCCAAAGUUCCUUUUUCUAGUUUUGAUGAUGAGAAUUUCACCUAACAUUUCUCCCCUCAAAGGGCACAUAUUUGAAUUCAUUAUACAGUAGCUCAUUAGAGCAUGCAGGACAUUUAUAUUCAGUUCUAGCACAAAAAAAAAAAAAAAAAAAAAACAAAGACAAAAAAAACUCAACCAACCCAAGUCAAAACAAGAGUUUGGGGAUUUAUCAGCACAUUCUGCAAGUAUUCUGAACAGGAAGAACUAACUUUCCAUGUUUUUGCUUGAAUAUUGUGUGAUAUCUUUUUACUUGUAUGAAGUUUCUUUUACAUGUCAUGGUUUAUUGUUUUUACUCCCUUUCUGAAAAUUCUAAAAAUAAUUUUAAUGCUCUAUUAAAGUUUCAUCCUUGCUAAAAAAGGGAAAUAGAGAAGUCUACAAUUACAAUAGCCCUAUUGCACUGUUGUUCCAUCAGCAUGCACAAAGUCCCCCUGAUUGUCUGCAAAAAUACAGAGUUUCUUUCAUUUCAUCACUUACAAAUUCAGGUCUGUGCUGAAAGAUGACCUAUUAAAAGGAUUUAAUCUCA